Dermacentor andersoni is the source of this 1482-nucleotide messenger RNA. Its product is annotated as monocarboxylate transporter 12-like. Lineage: Eukaryota; Metazoa; Arthropoda; Arachnida; Ixodida; Ixodidae. The record is from RefSeq and is a predicted model, not a curated record. Gene Ontology annotation, molecular function: transmembrane transporter activity. Gene Ontology annotation, biological process: transmembrane transport.
AUGGCGCUGCCAGACUCUCGCGCCUGCUGGCCCGUGGCAGCCUGCGCGGCCGUGUUCGUCUUCUUCGGCAUGAUGUUGACCAAGUCGGAGUCCGUCAUGUACAUAGGAUUUAUGGGCAUGCUGCACAUCAACCGCGAGGAAGCGUCGUGGCCACUGACGAUCGCCAUCAUCAUGUCGCAGCUCCUAGGGCCCCUGUACGGAUUGCUUGGCCUGUGGCUUUCGGACCGGAUCCUGCUUGUGGCCGGUGCCCUUCUCUGCGCACUGCCUGUGAUGGCCUGCGCCCUGGCACAGAACCUGGGACAAGUCAUUUUUCUAUACGGUGUCCUCUAUGGCCUGGGCGUGGCUUGUGAAGAGCUGUUGCCGUUCACGGUAGUGGCUCGGCAUUUCGUUCGUUACCGAGGCACGGCCAUGGGCCUGCUGUUCGUGGUGACUGCCAUGUCCGGCUUCGUAUCACCGCUGAUCGUCGAGACAUUGCGGCAGGCCUUCGACUUCCGCAUAGCUUUGCUCAUACUGGGAGCCUUGCAGCUGAACAUGCUGUUCGGCUGCAUUUACGUCGACCGCGUCCCCCGUAGCGAUGACAACUGCUCCAGCGGCCAUAACGGCUCCGAGCUGCCCAAGUCACCGCUUGCUGUCAGGCGACCAAGAAGGAGCAGUUUCCAGGCCGCGUCGUUCGCACAUUCUUGUUCUAAGAGCCUCGUCGAAUCGUUUACAGCGGUCAGUGGCCACGCCGAUGGCCUGAAAGCGGGACGCCUGUCACGCAGGUCCAUCCCGCCCAACCUGCGGCCACGCGAGGCGGACUCGCUUCUCGAGAAGUGCGACUCACCGUCGAGGAGGCUCGCACGCAACAUGCGCUCGCUGCUGUCCGCGCAGUUCCUUCACGUGGCGGCAUCUCGGGCGGUGUCGCUCUUUGUGCUCUCGUCGUUCCUGCUGACCGCCGUUGACUUCGGCUCGGACAACGGUCUCAGCGGAUACGAGGCUGUCGCCCUGGUCACCGUCAGCGCCGUCGGGGACCUGGUGUCGAGGAUAGGCACCGGCUUGAUUCUGGACUCGAAGGUGAUAAGCGCCGACGCCUUGAUGCUCUGGAGCUUCGCCAUCCAGGCAGCCUCCUUGGCUGUCAUGGCGCUGGACAAGCGCUACUGGAUCCUCCUAGCCAGCUGCUUCUUCACCGGCGUAACGGGCGGCGGACGAAUAUUCGCCUGCACCGUCAUGGUUGCCGAGCUGUUCGACGAGCGAUCGCUACCACUAAGCCUGGGCGUCACGAAUUUCAUCGCCGGCAUAAUCUGCCUCGCACGGCCACCGCUCAUUGGUUACAUUCGGGACGUCAUGGGUUCCUACGACGCGCUGUACAUAUCAUUUGCUGUCACCAACGCCAUUUUCACGAUAACGUGGGCGAUAAGCCUGUGCUGGCAAAAAUGCCAUAGGAAACGGGAGUGGCAUUUCAUCGACGAUUUUGCAGGUGAGGAGCAGGAGACACGAAACUGA